This is a messenger RNA of Ochotona curzoniae (black-lipped pika), 470 nucleotides long. It is a transcript of the gene RMI2, whose product is annotated as RecQ mediated genome instability 2. Bases 1 to 447 code for a protein of 148 amino acids. Gene Ontology annotation, biological process: regulation of sister chromatid segregation; maintenance of rDNA; negative regulation of double-strand break repair via homologous recombination. NCBI's taxonomy places the organism in Eukaryota, Metazoa, Chordata, Mammalia, Lagomorpha, Ochotonidae. The record is from RefSeq and is a predicted model, not a curated record. Gene Ontology annotation, cellular component: cytosol; nuclear speck. The transcript is spliced from 2 exons.
AUGGCGGCGGCCGCGAUCCCUGUCCCCGGCGGCAGCUCGGCGGCCGUGCGGCUGCCCCGGUCGCCUCCCGUCAAGGUGCUAGCGGAGCAGCUGCGGCGCGACGCGACGGGCGGCCCGGGAGCUUGGCGGCUGUCCCGGGCGGCGGCGGGCCGCGAGCCGCUGGAGCUGGCGGCCGUGUGGAUGCAGGGCACGGUGGUGGAGGCGGCCGGCGGCGAGGCGCGCCUGCGGGACCCGAGCGGCGUCUUCUCUGUGCGCGGCCUGGACCGGGUGCCGCGCGGGCGGCCCUGCCUCGUCCCAGGGAAGUACGUGAUGGUCAUGGGAGUGGUUCAGGCCUGCAGUCCUGAGCCAUGCCUUCAGGCUGUGAAGAUGACCGAUCUUUCUGAUAACCCCGUCCAUGAAAGCAUGUGGGAACUGGAAGUGGAAGAUCUGCAUAGGAGCAUGCCUUAAAUGAUAUGGAAACUGGCCGGCAA